AUGGUGUUUUUGUGGGUUGGGGGUUUCUUGGGUUGGGUUUUGGCGGAUGCUGAUCAAGUGAUUGUUGACCUCCAAAACAGUUGUUGCACAUGCUAUCAUUGGCAAUUAACUGGCCUUCCUUGUGUGCAUGGAUUUGCUUGCAUACUUGACAAGAGAACUGAUCCAGAACAGUAUGUGGACCAUUACUACACAAGGGAGAGGUAUAUAGAGGCAUAUGAUCUGUCAAUACAGCCUAUGCCAGGUCCCCGGGAAAAGAUUAACAUGAGGGAGCCACUGCCUCCACCCGUGAGAGUGAUGCCUGGCAGGCCUAAGUCCAAAAAAAGAAAGAUGGAAAGGGGUGAGGGUGCAGCAGAGGGCAGUACACAGAAAAAGCAGAAAAUAUGCCAAAAGUGUGCUUAG
This is a messenger RNA of Chenopodium quinoa (quinoa), 399 nucleotides long. RefSeq lists its product as uncharacterized. NCBI's taxonomy places the organism in Eukaryota, Viridiplantae, Streptophyta, Magnoliopsida, Caryophyllales, Amaranthaceae. Gene Ontology annotation, molecular function: zinc ion binding. The transcript has a single exon. The record is from RefSeq and is a predicted model, not a curated record. The coding region runs from base 1 to 399 and encodes 132 amino acids.